Molecule: messenger RNA, 1650 nt
Organism: Zingiber officinale
Lineage: Eukaryota; Viridiplantae; Streptophyta; Magnoliopsida; Zingiberales; Zingiberaceae
Product: probable transcription factor At3g04930
Exons: 1
Coding region: 123-1382 (419 amino acids)
Biological process (GO): regulation of DNA-templated transcription
Cellular component (GO): nucleus
Source: RefSeq, a predicted model, not a curated record
GCUUGAGACACCGAAUCUCUAUCUGCUCCGAGCCGAUCCGUCUCUUCCAGCACCGAACCCUCGUGCCCCGAUCGUUCCCUUCGAGGGGAAGUAGAAGAGGGAAGAGGAGGAGGAUAACUCCCAUGUCGGCCGCCGAGGAAGCCGAGCAGGAGCGCGCCGUCUUCGAGGACGACGACGAGGAUGACUCCGACAUGAGUGACGACAGCGAGGAAGACGACGACGACGGCCAGACGGCGCAGCCUCCUCCUCAGCCACAACCGGACUCGGCGCUAUCUUCUGCCCUAUCCGGUGAUCUUAGCGCCUCCACUCCCUCCCUUGAUGCCGCAGUCCCAAUCCCUAAUUCCGCCCUCGAACUCAAUCCUAUCCUCUCCGCUCCCCCCGCCGCUCAUCCCCAAAACGGUGCGAUCCCUGUCCAGGUCCUGCCCGCUGCUGUCCCUUCUACCGCCUCCUUCUUCGCCCCCGUCGUUUUGCCCGUCGCCACCGCCUCGGAUUCUGGAGAGCGGACCUCUUUCGCCUUUGAUGAUUCUCGCCGGCUCUUCCAGAGGCUUUGGACGGACGAGGAGGAAAUUAAAAUACUUCAAGGGUUCUAUGAGUUCACAUCGAGGAGGGGCACCACUUUUGCCUCCCACCAAUACGACACCGGCCCGUUCUACGAUGAAAUUAAGAAACAGCUCCAGUUCGAGUUUACCAAGAAUCAGCUGAUUGAGAAGCUCCGGCGCCUGAAGAAGAAGUAUCGGAACUGCGUCAACCGGAUGCAAUCCGGGGGAAAAGACUUUGCUUUUAAGAGCGCACAUGAGCGGACCAUACAUGAUAUCGCUCGCAAGAUCUGGAGCGCAAGUACCAAGAGGGCUCAUGAGAGCGACGAGGAGGAUCUUAACGCCCCAAACUCCAAUGCAAUGAUUACAGUUCCAAUCAAUGAUGGGUCUAUGAGUUCUGAGAGAAGGAAUUCUAGAUCAAGACGGCGCAUGAGAAGAAGAAUGAUGGAAGAGGCUGCCGCAGGUAUACCUGAUCCUACGCCAACAGUUGGGGGAGUUGAUGUAGACAAUUCCAUCCCGCAGAUGCAGACACCUUUAGCUCCUGUAGCUGAUAUACCAAACAUCAUAGAAGAGACAGUGAAGAGCUGCCUAUCACCUCUGUUUAAGGAGCUUAUUACUUCUUUUAUUGGGAGGCCACUUGGUUCAGGACUCAAUAACGGCACAUCGCCAUUGAACUUACUGCCCCUGAGCCUUGGGGGUGGUUCUUUUACCGACCCAGGUCUGCCUGUUGAUGAAAAGUGGAAAAAACAGCAGAUUUUGGAAUUGGAGGUUUACCUGAAGAGGCUAGAGCUUGUGAGGGACCACCUAAAAUUGAAAUUGGAGGAGCUCAAGUCUGCAGGAAGCUGAUUUGAGGUUUUGCUAGAAUGCUUGGAACUCUUAGCUAUGGAAUUUGUGCUUUAACUUGUGAUUCAUGUUUGUCUUGAUAGUACUAGAUACAUAGGACAUUUUUAACUAAUUCUAUCUCCCCCUGCUACUUUGUCUAUUUAGCCUAGUUCUUUUUUAUCUUUUCACCUCAUGCCUUGGAAGGAAGAAUAGGUGGAAAUGGAAUUUGGUAGCAUUAGUUGUUUGUGUUGCCCUUCUGUUUAUGCUUUCUGAAUACAUGGUUUUAGAAGAA